Arctia plantaginis is the source of this 1530-nucleotide messenger RNA. The record is from the annotation of a GenBank genome assembly. NCBI's taxonomy places the organism in Eukaryota, Metazoa, Arthropoda, Insecta, Lepidoptera, Erebidae.
AUGUUAAGCAUAAGAAAACCUUUAACGUCUCUUCUGCAACUACAUUGUAAAAGCAAUGUUUUGGUACAAAUCAGACAUGCUUCACAAGCUCUACCUCAGUUUUCAUGGGAAAAAUACAAUGUAAAAAGAAAGAACUUCGGUACGAUUCAAUCUUCAGAUAUUGGAUUCUUCAAAUCAAUACUCGAUGAGAAAAGGGUGUUAACUGAUGAAAAUGAUAUAUUACCAUAUAACAUUGAUUGGAUAAAAAACUGCCGAGGCCAAUCGAAGCUUGUAUUGCGACCAAAAACUACAGAAGAAGUAUCAAAAAUUUUAAAAUAUUGCAAUGACAGACGACUAGCGGUAUGCCCUCAAGGAGGAAAUACAGGACUAGUUGGUGGUUCUGUGCCCGUAUUCGAUGAAAUUGUCUUGAGCUUUGCGUUGAUGAACAAAAUCAUCAGCUUAGAUAGUGUCUCAGGUUCUAUGGUAUGCGAAGCUGGAUGUAUUUUAGAGAAUUUGGACAAUUAUGUACGCGAGCGAGGGCUCAUAAUGCCAUUAGACUUGGGUGCUAAAGGAACCUGUCACAUCGGCGGCAAUGUCAGCACUAAUGCAGGUGGACUUCGGCUGUUACGUUACGGCAACCUACACGGAUCAAUACUUGGAAUUGAAGCGGUCAAAGCUGAUGGUACUGUCAUAGAUUGUCUAAAAUCUUUAAAGAAGGACAACACUGGGUAUCAUUUGAAGCAUCUGUUUAUUGGAUCAGAAGGCACAUUGGGCUUAGUUACUAAAGUCGCUAUCCAUUGUCCCGUAUUACCGAAUGCUGUAAAUUUAGGAUUUUUCGGUGUAAAAAACUUUGAUAAUAUAUUGAAGUUAUACAAAAGUGCUAAAAAAAAUCUUGGCGAAAUUUUAUCUGCCUUCGAGAUGGCUGACUUCGAUGCGAUUAAUACUACUGUGAGAAACCUGAAAUUGCCAAAUCCAAUCGCAGAUUAUCCGUUCUAUGUGUUGGUAGAGACUCACGGCAGUAAUGAAGCUCACGAUAGCGAAAAGUUAAUGUCAUUCCUUUCAAAAGAAAUGGAAACAGGCCUUAUAUUAGAUGGAACUGUCACAUCUGAGCCGGCCAAAAUGCAGACGAUUUGGAACCUGCGCGAAAGUAUAGCUGGUGCUAGCUUGAAAUCCGGUUAUAUUUUCAAAUACGACGUAUCUAUUCCACAAAAGCACUAUUACGAUCUUGUACCGAUAUUGAAAAAGAGGAUGGGUGGCAGAGCGGUCUCUGUUUAUGGUUAUGGACAUGUUGGGGACGGUAACAUACAUAUUAACGUCGUCGUACCAGAAUACAACAGCGAAGUAGCGUCACUUAUGGAACCAUAUAUCUUCGAAGAGGUGAGCAAAGUGAAUGGAUCAAUUAGUGCAGAACACGGUAUAGGCUUUCGAAAACCCAAAUACAUACACUACAGCAAGGAUCAGUCGGCGUUGCAUCUGAUGAGUGACCUGAAGAAAUUAAUGGAUCCAAAUGGAAUAUUAAAUCCAUAUAAAGUUCUACCCGAUGAACCAUAA